Micromonas commoda is the source of this 2590-nucleotide messenger RNA. RefSeq lists its product with no specific name. The record is from RefSeq and is a predicted model, not a curated record. NCBI's taxonomy places the organism in Eukaryota, Viridiplantae, Chlorophyta, Mamiellophyceae, Mamiellales, Mamiellaceae. The transcript is spliced from 2 exons. Bases 661 to 2313 code for a protein of 550 amino acids. Gene Ontology annotation, molecular function: phosphatidylinositol-4,5-bisphosphate phospholipase C activity. Gene Ontology annotation, biological process: lipid metabolic process; phosphatidylinositol-mediated signaling.
CAAGGUUCUCGAGCUUAAAAUUCAAAAAUGUCGACAACUAUAUGUAGCGCUAGACCAUCGUUCUUGAUUUAAUGGUGUCAAAAAUGGCGACAAUGUAUGGGACGGAUAGACAUCAGUCCGAAUACCGCAAAUAAAUAGAGCAUACCUUCCUUCAUUCGUUCGUAUUCGAUAAUAAGUUGGUAUGCCUUCGAAUGUAUGCCGUCCGUCCCCGAAUUUUCAGGAAAUGCACCGCUGUCAGCACACGGGAUGGCAUGCGUAAAUGGGGACGUGCUUCUCCAAGCCUCCCAUGCCAAAUGAUUUUCACCUCGAUUGUUUAACUGAUCAUGAGGUAGCACCAUUUGCUUUCCUCCGUAGAAGUUUCUACGUUCCGUUUCGGCAACGCAUUUUUCCCUUGACACGCAGGGCGGCGACUUCUUUCGCAAGAUAUCUCGCGAGUUCCAUCCUCGUUGCGAUGUUGCCGCCAUCACUUUUGAUGGCUACUUCAACGCAGCUGAAGGAAAAAUAAAAUGUGAGGGACUGCGUCGCUUCUUCUUAGACUCGCAACGUGAGCCAUCUGUCAAAACUCUGCGUGAUGAAUAUGACGUUGACGCGGCUUUUCAAAGUUUUGUGCUUGCGAGUGGCAACCUGCUCAUAGGAAAAUCUACAGUCGACGAGGAUUCAAUGAACGAUCCGCUAUCGCAUUAUUUCAUCAACAGCUCUCACAAUACAUAUUUGCAUGGGCACCAGCUUUUUUCAAACCCUUCUGCAGCAGCUAUCAAGCGCGCCCUGCUGCAUGGCUGCCGGGUGAUAGAGCUAGACUGCUAUGACGGUGGGAGGAAUGGCCCAAUAGUCAUGCAUGGUCGUACUGCAACAUCCCCGAUCACGUUUCGAAAUGCAAUCAGGAUCAUUAACGAGUUUUCCCAUGCAAUGUCUAAUUACCCAGUGCUGAUCACCCUGGAGAAUAAUUGCAGCCACUGGAAGUGCUCCGAAUUGGCGCAAAUACUUCUUGAAGAACUUGGAGAAAAGCUUUUUGUUCCUCCAGAAGAAGUCAGGGAAUCAUGGCUGUCCCCAGCUGCGCUUCGAGGAAAGAUUUUGAUUCGCAGCAAACUCAAAUAUCGUGAGGAAAGUCGUGUGAAUUCCUCGUGCUGGUGUUCGAGUAGUUCUGGGAAAAACACCGCAAAUACAGACUGCGCGGCGCACCUUAAAUUGCUAGCUUGGGAUCGUUCAGCAGUAGAUGCUGUUCAGAAAAUUAUAGAUCGGUGCUUUCCAGUAUGCGGGGCACAAAACGUGCGUUCCUGCGCACUUUCUCCAUCAGAUGAAACAAAUACUUCGGCAACCUCGGCAACAGAGUUUUCCUCACUGGUGUACGUCGAAAAUGUGAAGUUGCCAACUCCCCAUCAGUCCACUUCACUGAAAUCACUGCACUCCUGCUCAUGGAGCGAAUCAAAGCUUGUGAGUCAAGUUGAAGAAAUUGGUAGGGAGCUGAUUGCCGGAUUUGCAAAGCGGCAUAUGUUGAGGUGCUACCCAUCUGCAAAAAGAAUCACGUCAGAUAAUUACGACCCGUCUCUUGCAUGGUCUGUCGGAGCGCAGAUGGCUGCCCUGAACUUUCAGGCUGAUGACAUUUCGAUGUGGAUAAACCGGGGUAAGUUUCUGGCAAACGGGGGUUGCGGGUUUGUACGAAAGCCAGAAUAUCUCAUCGGCUCCAAGCUUGGUCCACCAAAUGUUCCUGCUUGUACGCUCAAUAUCACUGUCGUGGCCUGUUCUGGCUGGACCACUUUCGAAAGAUUCCACUCGUACGAAACACCAACGACCUACAUUCGAGUUAGUUUGGCUGGAAGCAUUCUGGACAAUAAAUCGUGUGUAACUUCUGCCUUCAGCAAACGCAAACAGUUCGGACCUUACGCGCAGCCAUUUUUCAACGAGACCUUUUCGUUUGAUAUUUUUGAGCCAAGACUUUCGACGCUUCUAUUUUCUGUACAUGCUAAGGAAUCUACUGCACACGAUGCUUUCGUAGCACAGAGCUGUUUCCCUGUAACCUUACUUCGUCCAGGCACACGACUUGUACCUUUGUAUGAUCAGUACGGCAAGUACGUUGGUGAGGCCGGUCCGCUGUGCGCGCGUGACCUAUUUCUUCAUAUGCUAUUGUUCCACGUCUUAUCCGAGAUAGUCUCUACUGAUUCUUGGACUUCUUCUUCCAUCCUUCCUCGCUUUUUGGAUUCCUGCAAUGCUCCGAGGCGUUGUCAUGGUCUGCACCAUUUUGUGACCCUGGUUCUUGGUGGUCAAGGAAAAACCGCUUGCAUGGUCGUCAAAAUAAAAAUAUUGGAUUCCGUUUAGACAAUGAAGAAAAGAACUCGACGACAUUGAGCUUGCCACGCUCGUAAUUUUCACGGAAUGAGACUGCGCUUUCAUGGUCAUUUAUUCAUUGCCGGCGUUAUUUUUUAUUAUUGAUUGUUGUGAAAAUGGUUGCCUAUACGAAUGAAGGUACCUUCGUUCGAACGAAGGUACGUAUAGCGUAUAGGCAUUCAUCGAAAAUCGUUUUUUUGCGUAUAGGCAUCGUAUAGGCAUCAAAAUUCGCUAUAGGCAACAUAUAUAUAGGCAACAUAUCAUUAGU